AUGGGAAAGCCUUUGAUUGAUUUCUUUGGGGCUAUUGAUAAUGGGGUGGAUGGCCUUAAUGAGUCUGUGGCUAGUUUCAUUAAUCAUGGUUCCUGGGAGCUACCACAAUUACUUCAAAUUCACUAUCCUGCAUUGUGUGAGUUGAUUAGUAAGGUUCCUAUUGCUACUAAUCCUACACUUGAUGAUACAUUGAUAUGGUCACCAUCUUCUUCAGGUGAGCUUACUGCUAAAUUAGCAUUUCAAUUUUUACGCCAACCACUUCCUUCAAUGGAUUGGGGUAAAUGCAUUUGGUCGAAGUACAUUACGCCUCGUAUAUCAUUGUUGACAUGGAAGGUGUUAAGGGGUAGGGUGCUUACUGAUGAUUUUUUGCUCGUUGGCUGGAGUCUCUUUGGCUUCUCGUUGUGGUCUUUGAUCUCUUAA
Messenger RNA from Rosa rugosa (rugosa rose), 420 nucleotides. RefSeq lists its product as uncharacterized. The transcript has a single exon. Bases 1 to 420 code for a protein of 139 amino acids. The record is from RefSeq and is a predicted model, not a curated record. NCBI's taxonomy places the organism in Eukaryota, Viridiplantae, Streptophyta, Magnoliopsida, Rosales, Rosaceae.